AGUAGGGUUAUAAUUUUUGUUGUGCUUUUGAGUAAAGUUGAAGCAAAGGUGGAAGCAAAGAUCAAAUAUUAUCUUUAUAAUCUUUGGCAAAGAUAUUAAUAGGUGAAGAAGAGACAACUCUGCUUGUCUCUGAGUUGAAAUAAUCUUUGGUAUCAACAAAGAGGUAUUGAGGUAUCAAUAUGGAGGAAGACGAAGAAGUACAUAUUGCCCAAACACCUAAUAACAGAUUAUAUGUCUAUGAUAUUGCCCACAAGUGAGUAGUAUGAAAUCAGAGGAAGAAUUAGGGAUUGUGGAAGUUUCCGAACAAUUCAUAGAUGAAGAAGGAGUUCAUGAAAGAGGAGAAUAUAGAAUUAAGAAUGAACAAAAUAAACCAUUAAACUCAGUUACAGAAGUAAAUGCAGAUCAAUUAUCAUCUGCCCCUUCUUCCGCGGAAAAGUGUCAAAAAAAUUACAUUUCUUCUACUGUGGAUGACGAAAAGCAUCUUGCAGAACAAAAAUGUGAAUUCUGUGACUACGCUACAUAUAGAAAAGAUAACCUUAGACUCCAUGUUAACUCUGUUCAUUUGAAUAUCAAGGAUCACAGGUGUCAUUUAUGUGAAUAUGUCUCUAGUAGGAAAGCAAACCUUAAGGGUCAUAUUGAGACUGUUCAUCUGAAAAUCAAAAAUCACAAAUGCGACUUAUGUGACUAUGCUGCUAGCGAAAGAAAUAAACUUGACAAUCACAUAAAAUCUGUUCAUUUGAAAAUUAAGGAUCACAAGUGUCAUUUGUGCGGAUACGCUGCAAGUGUGAAAAAGGGACUUGAAAUACAUUUGAAGUCUGUACAUUUUAAAAUCUGGGAUCACAAGUGUCGUCUAUGCGAUUUUGCUACAAAUAUAAAGAGAACUCUUGAAAUUCAUGUCAACUCUGUUCAUUCAAAAAUCAAAAAACACAAGUGCCAGUACUGUGAUUUUGCUGCGAGUGAUAGAUCUGCCCUUGGAAUACAUGUAAAAAGUGUUCAUUUGAAUAUUAAGGAAGAAUUAGAGAUUGUGGAAGUUUCCGAACAAUUCAUAGAUGAAGAAGGAGUUCACGAAAGAGGAGAAUAUAGAAUUAAGAAUGAACAAAAUAAACCAAUAAACUCAGUUACGGAAGUUAAUGCAGAUCAAUUAACUUCUGCGGAAAUGUGUCAAAAAAAUUUCAUUGGUGAUUCUACUGUGGGUGACGAAAAUCUUCCUGAGAAACAAAAAUGUGAGCUAUGUGACUAUGCUACAAAUGGAAAAGAUAACCUUAGAAGUCAUGUUAAUUCUGUUCAUUUGAAUAACAAGGAUCAUAGGUGUCAUUUAUGUGAAUAUUACUCAAAUAGGAAAGGAAGCCUCAAGACUCAUAUUGAGACCGUUCAUCUGAAAAUCAAAAAUCACAAAUGCGACUCGUGUGAAUAUGCUGCGAGCGAAAGGAGUAAACUUGAAAAUCACGUUAAAUCUGUUCAUUUGAAAAUUAAGGAUCACCAGUGUAAUUUGUGCGAAUACGCUACAAGUGUGAAGAAGGACCUUGAAAUACAUUUGAAGUCUGUACAUUUUAAAAUCUGGGAUCACAAGUGUCAUCUAUGUGAUUUCGCUACAAAUAGAAAGAGAAAUCUUAACAUUCAUGUCAACUCUGUUCAUUUAAAAUUAAAAGAACACAAGUGCCAAUACUGUGAUUAUGCUGCGAGUAAUAAAUCUGCCCUUGGAACACACGUAAAAAGUGUUCAUUUGAAAAUUAAGGAACACAAGUGUCAUCUAUGCGAGUAUGGUUCGCAGAGAAAAGAUAAACUUCAAAAACACAUCGACUCGGUUCAUUUAAAUAUCAAGAAAUACCAGUGUCACUUAUGCGAAUAUACCGCAACUCAGGAAAGUAACCUUGGAGCACACAUGAAGUUCUCCCAUUUGGAUGUAAAGGCACACAAGUGUCACUUAUGCGAAUAUGCUGCUUGUGUGAAGCAAAAACUUGAUGAUCACAUAAAAUCUAUCCAUUUGAAAAUUAACGAUCAAAAGUGCCAUUUGUGUGAGUAUGCUACCAACACGAACCAGUCACUCAAUCAACAUUUGAAAUCUGUUCAUUUAAAUGACACUGUUCGUUUAAACGACACUGUUCAUUCGAGUGGCGCUGACGACAGUGUUCAUUCGAAUACCAAGAAUCAUGAUUGUACCUUAUGUGAUUUUGUAGCGGAUACUGAACAUGCACUUGAAAAACAUAUGAGAUCCGUUCACUGGAAGAUUGAUGAUUUUCACAGAUGCCACCUGUGCGAUUUUUUUACAGUCAAAAUGGGCGUUCUUAAGAAUCACAUCGACUGCGUUCAUUUGAACAUCAAGCAUCACAGAUGUCAGUUGUGUGAUUUCGCUACAAAUACUCUGAGUGUUUUUCAAAAGCACUACGAUUCUGUUCAUUCCAAUAACGAGAAAUGCUCAGGUGUAUCUGAAAAUUUAACAGUCGAUUCUGACGAGAUGUGCUAGCUAUAAAUAGAAUAAUGAGUUUGGUCAUAAUUAGAAGUGUAUUGUUUUUGUUGAUAUACUUUUUAGUUUUGAUCGAAUUGUUUUAAAAAUGUAUUUGGAGUUAUUGAGAAAACGUAAUACGUGUUAUGUGUGAAGAAAACUACUUAAUAUUGUGUGCAGUUUAUAAUUUUUGUGCACAAUAAUUAUCUUUUCCAAUAAUUUCCUGAUACUCUUAAUUGAAUGCCUCAACAAAACAAAAAACUGUACUGUGAACAUAUGUACAAAGAUAAUUAUUAUCAUUUUAUUAUAUAACAAUUCAAAAUUACAACAUAAACAAAUAUUAACAAGUUAAAAUUAAGAUAAAAUUAAAUUAAAUUAGAAUAAUAUAAUUUCUAACAAAUAAUUAUACAAUUGUCUAAAUUUACAAAUAUAAAAUAAUCAAGAAUUUCUGUUUAAAACCAUUAACUCAAAUUCUAAUUGUUGAGUUAACCCUUCCAUAUUUUUCAUCCCAUUAGAUCUUCUAAUACUA
This is a messenger RNA of Coccinella septempunctata (seven-spotted ladybird), 2972 nucleotides long. RefSeq names its product zinc finger protein 142-like. Gene Ontology annotation, biological process: regulation of gene expression. The coding region runs from base 263 to 2464 and encodes 733 amino acids. Gene Ontology annotation, cellular component: nucleus. The record is from RefSeq and is a predicted model, not a curated record. The transcript has 2 exons. NCBI's taxonomy places the organism in Eukaryota, Metazoa, Arthropoda, Insecta, Coleoptera, Coccinellidae.